AUGACUUCACUAUCUAAUUCAAAUUCACAUUCAAGACGUAAUGGAUCUACAUCUGGUACCCCACCUUCAAUCCAACAGUUUCUUACUGCUGUCAAUUCACUCGCAUCUUCUCAUAUGUAUUCUACUGUUACUCGAUUAUUGGUCACAACUAAGGAGUUACUUGAAAGUCAACCACAUGGUCGGAUCAAUGAAAGUUGUGUAUCUGAUAUUUACAUGGGAUCAGGGAAUGAGUAUAAUGCUUCAAGUCUAGCAUUCUCCAAGGAAAGUAUUGAUAUGAAUGAUUUGAAUUUGGUGCCAGACGAUCUACGAGAAUAUCUUGAAGCAGCUCUAUCUGAAGAUGCCUCCCCUAUGACAUUAGAACAGCAUUUGCCUCAAAUAGGACCGAUUGUAGGUCAUUUACUUAAGGGGUUAAAAGUCAAACAUCAAGAAUGUAGGGCAGCCAAACAAAGAAUGAAGUCAACCAGGCCCAUACCACAAAAUGCUCUUUUCCAAUCGAGCUCCUGGUCGCAAAAAUCUUCCUCCCAAUUGUCCAACUGGAGCUUAUCCGACCUCUGUUUGGGCUACUCAUUUGCCUCUUUGCCUGAUGCUCAGGACUUCACCAAUCAUCACAACCAGCCAGUCCUGGACUACACUCUGCUUCACAAUUACCCACAGUUGAGUUCGCUCCAUUGA
Melampsora larici-populina 98AG31 is the source of this 672-nucleotide messenger RNA. RefSeq lists its product as uncharacterized. Gene Ontology annotation, cellular component: cell tip; cytoplasm. The record is from RefSeq and is a predicted model, not a curated record. The coding region runs from base 1 to 672 and encodes 223 amino acids. The transcript is spliced from 4 exons. NCBI's taxonomy places the organism in Eukaryota, Fungi, Basidiomycota, Pucciniomycetes, Pucciniales, Melampsoraceae. Gene Ontology annotation, biological process: establishment of cell polarity.